Messenger RNA from Plenodomus lingam JN3, 1518 nucleotides. The record is from RefSeq and is a predicted model, not a curated record. Lineage: Eukaryota; Fungi; Ascomycota; Dothideomycetes; Pleosporales; Leptosphaeriaceae.
AUGGCGAUGGAGCAACCACGCAGACGUACGCGUACGAGCAUCAUCCUCGCCUUCAAGGUCCUACAAUUUGUCAAUCAGCUUCGACGGCGUGUGAAGCCGCGUGGAUCGCAAGGCACACUCGAGUCGACCGAUCUUGGCACCGAAACAUCUCUCGGCCUCAAGAACCUGAGGUCCAUGUCGGAUGGCUUGGCAAGGAUCGCCGUCGAAGAUGCAAAGCCGCCGCGAGAGGUGGGUUUGGGUGUUUCCAAGACUGGGCCCAAGCCUGGUCCAGAGACGCCGAAGUCUGUCCGUCUGCUGCCAAGGGCGAACACGACGGCAACGCUUGUCUCCACGACUCCAAACGCACCUGGCCAUGAUGCGCAACAUCUGCUAAGCAUCGUCGACCGCAAGCUCAGCCGCGAGGGCAAAGGCGUCGCCUUCUCGGCCGUGGCAGGGGAUGACCACCUGCUCCUCAAGCACAACAACGCGCCCCUCUUUGAACGCUGCUCCCUGACCGAGCUCAUCCAGCUGUUGGCAGCCGUGCAUGAUGCCCUCCAGGUGCUGGCCCAGUGCCGGCGACAGUUUGGCGAUGACUGGCUCGUGGCCCAAGGCGUGCAUCUCGGGUUGAGAAUAGACCAGAGUUUCAUCGCCAACUACGAGCAUCUGCUCGUGCGGCUUCAAACGGAUCUGAUGGAUGCCAUGGCCCGCCGGGCCUUUGAGGAGCUGCUGCGGGGCGGGCACGACAAGAGACAGCGCAAGCUGCUCAGCUGGUUCAGCGAGUUUGCUGAGCACCGCCAGCCCUUGAGCACAUGCUUCCCAUGGACGAUCAAACCCUCCUUGGCCGUCCUCUGGGGCGUCUGCUGGAUGUUUUACGACCACCAGGCGGCGGCGGCGGCGGCGGCGGCCGAGGAAGAGGCGACCAAAGGGGGAAGUUUGCGCGGGCCGCUAGACAAGGUACUCCAGAAUAUCGAUCGUGACCAGUGGGACGCUCCCGCAUCAUCCGACUACGUCGACCUCGGCCGAACGUUGAUUGGCACUCGGCCGCAACAGGCAACGCAGCAGCAGCAACAACAACCUCACCAAGCGCGACAGCAGCAAAACACGGGAAACGUGCAGUCCGAUUUCAGCACUUUGUGCCCUUCUAGGCUGCUGCUGCUGCCGAGAAGACUAGAGGCUGGUCAGGCCGGAGAUCAUGGACAUCAUGGACCCUCACCCUCACCCUCACCCGCGGGCCUCUUCCAUCCGCCUCGUCCAUGCCAAGAUACUUAUUGUCGUGAUGCCCUCCAACAUCUUCCGCCAUAUUCGCCCGCUAAUUUCUAUUUGCCUCAUAAUCAAGGCACGCCCGCUGCGCCACUCACGGCCUUUGUACAUCUUGGCACCGACAACAACAUCGUCGUCAUCUACUCGCGUCUGCUCAGAACCCCAGUAUUCGACUCACCGGGUCUGCAGGAACCGACGUCUAUGCUCAGCCACACCCAGACCUCGCGGCUUUUGACAAUAUAUACCACCCAGGCCAGCAACCUGAGGCCUACUCACUGA